CGAGUGGCCGGGCCUGCUCUGUGGACACUCGGCUCCCUGCCCGAGACAGAGCGGGGAGGCCGGCUCCGUGGGCCCUGAGGGUACAGGGCGGGGCGGAUGGGCCCUGCGGCUGCCGCACGCCCGGGGAACAGUGCCUCUGCGCCGUUGCUAGCCCCGGGCCUAUAGCCCUGCCUGAUCCUGUCGGGUGUUGCUUGGGAUUCGUACAAAUACGUCUGCAUGGCGAUUGGCAGACUGCGGAGAGAGAGACCCAGGCUGACCCUAGCGCUGGAGCCUGCAGGGAGUGGCCGGGAAGAUGAAUAGGAUUUUUUCCAAGCUAGGGAAACCUGGCGGAGGAGGGGCUUCACGUCCUGCUGGAGUGGCUUCCGGUUUGCAACAGUAGCAUAAUUAAAUUUUGUCUGUUUGGUGCUGCCAGGGUUGACUAUUGUUCCCGGUUUACAGAUGGCAGAAUUUCUGUAGUAUGUUGGAUGUAAAUCCCACAUCUUGGUUCCUUAUCCAGCUUCAGUCUAGCCUCACUGGCUAGAAAAUAAAUGGGAUUUGCACAAAUUCCAAGCCACAGUGAAAUAACGCUUGCAGCGUUGAUAUCCUUUUCUCCUCGUUGUUACUAACAGAGAAUUCAAUGUCGGCAGAAGACCUGGAAGCCCAGGAGGAUGAACUACUGGCCCUGGCAAGUAUUUAUGAUGGAGAUGAGUUUAGAAAAGCAGAGUCUGUCCAAGGAGGGGAAACCAGGAUCUAUUUGGAUCUGCCACAGAAUUUCAAGAUAUUCGUGAGCGGCAAUUCAAAUGAGUGUCUCCAGAAUAGUGGCUUUGAAUACACCAUUUGCUUUCUGCCACCACUUGUGCUGAACUUUGAACUGCCACCAGAUUAUCCAUCCUCCUCCCCACCUUCAUUCACACUUAGUGGCAAAUGGCUGUCACCAACUCAGCUCUCUGCUCUCUGCAAGCACCUGGACAACCUGUGGGAAGAACACCGAGGCCGUGUGGUGCUGUUUGCCUGGAUGCAGUUUCUUAAGGAGGAGACCCUUACCUACCUGAAUAUUGUCUCUCCUUUUGAGCUCAAGAUGGGGUCUCAGAAAAAGGUUCAGAGAAGGACAACAGCUCAGGCCUCUUCCAACACAGAGCUUGCUUUGGGAGGAGCUGCUGCUGCUGCUGCUGCUGCUGCGCCAGAUGUAGACCAAGAAGACAGUGUGGAUGAGAGAGCUGUACAGGAUGUAGAAUCAUUGUCAAGUCUGAUCCAGGAAAUCUUGGACUUCAAUCAAGAUCGGCAGAUGAAGUGCUUCAAUAGUAAACUGUUCUUGUGCAGUAUCUGUUUCUGUGAGAAGCUGGGGAGUGAUUGUAUGUACUUCUUGGAGUGCAGACAUGUAUAUUGCAAAGCCUGUCUGAAGGAUUACUUUGAAAUCCAGAUCAAAGAUGGUCAAGUUAAAUGCCUCAACUGUCCAGAACCACAGUGUUCUUCGGUGGCUACUCCUGGUCAGGUCAAAGAGCUGGUAGAAGCAGACUUAUUUGCUCGCUAUGACCGCCUCCUCCUCCAGUCUACUUUGGAUCUAAUGGCAGAUGUGGUGUAUUGUCCCCGUCCAUGCUGCCAGCUCCCUGUGAUGCAAGAGCCUGGUGGCACCAUGGCUAUCUGCUCCAGCUGCAAUUUUGCCUUCUGCACCUUAUGCAGACUGACCUAUCACGGGGUUUCUCCAUGUAAGGUAACGGCAGAGAAAUUAAUAGACUUACGGAAUGAAUACCUACAAGCAGAUGAAGCUACUAAAAGGUUCUUGGAACAGAGGUAUGGCAAGAGGGUGAUUCAGAAGGCCCUGGAGGAGAUGGAGAGUAAAGACUGGCUGGAGAAGAACUCCAAGAGCUGCCCCUGCUGCGGAACGCCCAUACAGAAAUUAGACGGCUGCAACAAGAUGACCUGUACUGGCUGUAUGCAGUAUUUCUGCUGGAUUUGCAUGGGCUCUCUCUCAAGAGCAAACCCUUACAAACAUUUCACUGAUCCUGAUUCUCCAUGCUUUAACAGGUUGUUCCAUGCCGUGGAUGUCAAUGGAGACAUUUGGGAAGAUGAGAUUGAGGACUAGUUCAUUCCUGCUCGCAGUGUAGAAAUGGAAUGGUUUGCCCUGAUCUUCUGUCAAGUACACAAAGAGCCCUUGCAGGAUAUUUAGGGUACCAUCUAUUCACUCUUCAGUGUAGAAGGAAGAACAGGGUUUAUAUUUUCCUUUGGUUCUACUGAUUAAGGCACGUACAUUUUCCAUGUAACAUAAUCUGAUAAAAUUAUAUGCCAAAGGAUCAGAAAUUAAAACUAUAGAUUAAAUAUUAUAAUAUGCCCAAACUGUGAAUAGUUAAAAAGUAAAUAUUUAUUUGCUCCCCCAAGCUUUAGGUUAGGGAGAGGGUCAAGAGUUAAGCUUUUAGACCAUGUCCAAGAAGCCCCUGCAGCUGGGGACAGUCACAGCCCCAGCCACACUGUCCUGGGAGCCUGAUCCAUUCUCUGUACACUGCUCAUUUCCAUUCGUGCUUUGGAGAGAGCCUCUGCUCUGUAACUGACCAAUGUCCAGUGUUGUUCUGUUGUACUGCUUGCCAGAAUAGAAAUCUAUAAUAAAUUAAAAAGUAUUUUUAGUAUUAUAAUCCCUGUGGGUCACUUGAUAUUUAUGACUAGUGUAUUGAAUCCCCUGGCUUAGAGCCAAAUGUAGAAUUUAGGAUUCUGGCUCAGAAUUCCUCUAGAUUCAGAGUCAGAGCAGUCUGUGCUCCCUUUUGUUCUCAGCUUUCUCCCUUUGCCUCCCACCUUCUGUUGGCAAGUACAGUUUUAAUGUUGAUUACAGCAGUGUGUGUCUUUAUUUCCUCUGCUAGAAUAGAAAAGAGCCCAAUAUAUUCCUCAUGAAUGCUCUCUGAACCUGUGAACAGCAUCAUGGUUCUACCCCACCUUCUGAACACUCGGGAAUUGGGCUUCCUCCCCUCCCCUCGUAGACAGCAGUGUUUGGAGUGAUAAUAGUAGCUUGAUAGCUGGAUUCCUAACCCUGGCUUUUAUUGGCUUUUUGAAAAACUGUCUUCCUCAUGAUUCCCUAAGUGGCUUGGUAGUCACUUGGUGGAUGUUUUGGAAAGGACAGUAACUCACCUGUAGCUUGUGAACUUGUGUUUUCUACUGUGACAUUGAAAAUUAAGGAUUGCUUAACUGUCAGCUCAAACUGUUGCUGAAUUGUCAAUGAGGAUGCUUAAUCUUAACAAUAAAGUAAUUUAAAAUCAUCCCGUAAUUGGAGUAGGCAUGGUGUCUGUUACUUCUGUCACCAAAGCACUGACUGAAUUAAAACUAACUGUGUUUCUG
Molecule: messenger RNA, 3300 nt
Organism: Rattus rattus (black rat)
Lineage: Eukaryota; Metazoa; Chordata; Mammalia; Rodentia; Muridae
Gene: Rnf14
Product: ring finger protein 14
Exons: 9
Coding region: 617-2062 (481 amino acids)
Biological process (GO): positive regulation of proteasomal ubiquitin-dependent protein catabolic process; protein polyubiquitination; ubiquitin-dependent protein catabolic process
Cellular component (GO): cytoplasm; ubiquitin ligase complex
Molecular function (GO): ubiquitin protein ligase activity; zinc ion binding; ubiquitin conjugating enzyme binding
Source: RefSeq, a predicted model, not a curated record